AUGUCGUUGGCUCAGCAUGUUACCCAAGCAGAAGGCUUCGACUACGAUGGCUGUGCCAGGCCGAAUCCGUAUGCGACCAACGACGGCGUACGUGAAAGCGCAACGCCUGGCUACUUCUAUCCGUCUGCAAUUAAUAAGUAUCAAGAGCGACAUUUCAUGCAUUUCGCACCAGCCGAUUCAACUUCCAAGGAAUUUCAUAUUGCUGCGUAUAAAGUACCCGUUGUGAAACGAUGCGCUCAGGUGGCAACUGGAGUUGUAGCGUGCUGGCUAUCCGCCGGCAUCGUGUUCGGCUUUGCUGCAUUAAAGCCGGUCUUAAUCGCCGAAGGAAUAUACAGCGAUCUCUUAAAAAAAACCCACGGAAUAUCCUGCGCCGAGCAAGGUCUACGCUUAGCCCUUUUCUUCGUCGUCGCCUCUGUGACCGCAAAUGUGUCGUCGCUCUUGGCUGGCUGGGCUCUUGAUCGGUACGGCCGACGGACCUGCUGGGUUGUGGCUUGCUUGUCUCUGAUAGUGGGCUGUAUGUUGAUGAGCGGCUCAUUUUCAUUUCCCGGAUUAGAUGAAUAUUUCGCUGGUAAUAUACUUCUGGCGUUAGGGGGCACCUUUGUCUUUGUCCCCACUUUCCAGCUUGCGCAUGCCUUCCCAAAGCAGCCGGGCAUCAUUGUUGCUACGGUCACAGGCGCUUUCGAUGCAUCUGCUGCUAUAUUUCUUCUCACAGCUUAA
This is a messenger RNA of Penicillium samsonianum, 717 nucleotides long. RefSeq names its product MFS transporter. Gene Ontology annotation, cellular component: fungal-type vacuole membrane. Gene Ontology annotation, biological process: transmembrane transport. The record is from RefSeq and is a predicted model, not a curated record. NCBI's taxonomy places the organism in Eukaryota, Fungi, Ascomycota, Eurotiomycetes, Eurotiales, Aspergillaceae. The transcript has 3 exons. Bases 1 to 717 code for a protein of 238 amino acids. Gene Ontology annotation, molecular function: transmembrane transporter activity.